Photinus pyralis (common eastern firefly) is the source of this 1102-nucleotide messenger RNA. RefSeq names its product probable ATP-dependent RNA helicase DDX46. The record is from RefSeq and is a predicted model, not a curated record. NCBI's taxonomy places the organism in Eukaryota, Metazoa, Arthropoda, Insecta, Coleoptera, Lampyridae. Bases 197 to 985 code for a protein of 262 amino acids. The transcript has 2 exons.
GUGUGUACUGAUAUUCCCCUCUACUGUGUAUAUUUUUAAUUGUUUUAUUUAAAACCAAUGUGUUGUAAACAGUUUCAGGGUGCUACUGAUAACUUAUAAAAUAAUUGAUAAAAUAGUGGAUACUGAGAGUACUGUGCAAGUGUAACACCUAGAAAUAAGACAGGAAUCUCCACAUGUAUUUUGCAAAUUAAGCGUGAUGGGAUCUCCCUUCUCUUCGUCUACGCCACUUUAUGGUGAUUUAACAGGCCUUCCACUUGGCGACAGAGUUGUAAAGGUAAAUCCACUUGAGGAAGAAAAAUUGACACUACUGGAUCACAUCAAAAAACUCGAAAACGACAUAGCCAAACUAUGCAAAGAGCUAACGCUUAUGAAAGAGAACGAAUGCAUUUUGAAGAAGAACAUUUCCGAACUCUUCAAUACCGCUAAAGUAGAAAACGAACGCAAUCUAAGACGAAUCGAUGAAUUACAAGAUGAACUGGACAACUUUCGGUUUAGACGAGGCACACAAUCGAUGCCAGAGAGAAAACGUUCAAGAGAGCAGGAGCAGGUCGAAACCAAACGAGCGAGACCGGAUAGAUCGCCCGACCGAAGUCGAUGCAGGGAUUAUAAACCUUUGCGAUCGAUUGACCGUCAUCACGAUAGAUUUCGGACGGAACGCGAAAGGAGUAACAGUGCAGAUCGGCGGAGAAGUCGAGAACGCGAUCAUUACAGGCAUCAAGCUGCGCAGAGACCUGGUCGGAAUAGAGAGAAUGACAGAUUGGGUAGAAAUGUGAAAGUGGAUAGGUGCCAAAGUGAUAAUUUGAAAAUUGAAAUAAGAAAUGAAAGAGCCUCGUACGGCAAGGAAGAGGAUGAGAGAACGUAUAGAUCAGAAGACGCUCAUGUAGCAAGUUCUGAACAUAAGAUGAAAGAUGAACUUCCAAUUGAAGUUAGUUUAAAUUCAAGUGCAAGCAAACGAAGACGAUGUGUAAUAAAAAUGAUUAAUUGACCUUAUGCACAUUUUAAACUAAUUUUGUACUGUUUUAAAGUUGAAAUCCUGUCACCUAGGUAUAUUUUGUAUAGCCUGUACUCGAUACUGUUAUUUGUUAAACUCAUAGAAAAUGUU